Messenger RNA from Papaver somniferum (opium poppy), 1492 nucleotides. RefSeq lists its product as uncharacterized. The coding region runs from base 1 to 1344 and encodes 447 amino acids. The transcript has 5 exons. Gene Ontology annotation, molecular function: DNA binding. The record is from RefSeq and is a predicted model, not a curated record. NCBI's taxonomy places the organism in Eukaryota, Viridiplantae, Streptophyta, Magnoliopsida, Ranunculales, Papaveraceae.
AUGGAAAUUCCAAUAUCGCGGGAUUUGGAUUUGAGUUUUCUGUUUUACUUAUUGCUACUGAUUUCCUUAAGAUUGGUUGUUGAUGGAAAUGUUGAGGUUGUGAUUAUGGAUUCUUCUAAUGCAUCAAAUUCAAAUACCACAAACACUACCUGUGAUUCAUUGCCCUCUUCUUUGGCUAAUCAAACUAAAGAUCCAACAUGGGAAUGGGGUGAACGCCAAGACCCAACAAAUCAAAAUAUAAUUACUUGUUUGUUAUGUAAGAAAUUAAUUCGUGGUGGUGGAAUUACUAGGCUUAAGGAGCAUCUUUUACAUAUUAAAGGGAAUGUUUCUUCAUGUCCAAAUGUGUCCAUUGACAUUAUGAACAAAGUUAGUUUGGUGUAUUCUGUAAAGAGGACCAAAAAAGCUCAUAGGGAUAACAUUGAUUUAGCGUAUCGGCGUGCAAACAACUCAGAUGAAGCCUCUGAUGCUAAUACCGAUGUUGAAGAACAAAAAGUUGAAAUUGGUGGCAAUAUGGGCAGUCGUGGUGCUGGUGCUGGUGUGGGUGCUAGUCAACUAGUUUCUCAGAAUCAAACAAAGAGAAAGAGGAUAAGCCAAAGUAAUAGUAGAGGUCCAAUUGAUUUAUAUAUGAAGACAGACCAUCAGAAAACUCAACAGGUCACUCUUGAAAGAGACUCAGCUGUGAAAGAGAAGUUAAUGAAGACUGCAUGGAAAUGCAUUUCAGCUUGGAUGACUGAGAAUUCAGUAUCAUUUAACACUUUUCGUUGCCCAAGUUUCAAAGAAAUGAUAUAUGCAAUAGGCGACUAUGGCAAAGAUAAGCAGUUGUCAUAUGCUCAGUUGAUUUUAGCUAUAAUACGUGCUUUAAUCUGUUCUUCUUAUCUUUUGCCCCCACCAUCUUACCAUCAGAUUCGUACGAAUCUUUUCAAGGACCGGUUAGUAGAAAUGAAGAAAUUUAUUGAUACAGUUAGGGAACAUUGGAAGAGGUUUGGAUGUUCUAUCAUGUCUGAUGACUGGACAGAUGGGAAAAAAAGACAUCUUAUUAACUUUUUGGUGAAUUGUCCGAAAGGGACAGUUUUUUUGAAGUAUGUGGAUGAGUCAAACAGAACCAAUGAUGCUGAUUUCAUACGUGGGCUUGUAAAGGAGGUAAUUAAUGAUGUUGGGGAAGAAAAUAUAGUUCAGUUCAUUACCGAUAAUGGUUCAAAUUUUAAAAAGGCAGGGAAAGAUUUAAUGCUUGAAUACGCAAAUAUGUUUUGGACUCCUUGUGGUGCUCAUUGUGUUCAGUUGAUGCUAGAAGAACUUGGUGACAAGCUUCCACGAAUCAGGACAACCGUCAUUCUAGAUGAUUAGUGGAUUACAUAUGGAGGAAUCGAUACCCCAAACCUACAAAAAUUUGCAAUAAGGGUAUUGAGUCUUACUUGUUCUGCUUCCCCGUGUGAGCGAAACUGGAGCACAUUUCAGAAUGUAAGUAUUCUAAUCUUGUUGAGUCUUACUUGCA